This is a messenger RNA of Caenorhabditis auriculariae, 1873 nucleotides long. The record is from the annotation of a GenBank genome assembly. NCBI's taxonomy places the organism in Eukaryota, Metazoa, Nematoda, Chromadorea, Rhabditida, Rhabditidae.
AUGUCUUCCUCGUCAACUUCAAGCACUUUGCGAGGGGCAUCAUUCUUUGUGAAGGAUUUUCCUGCGUCUUAUGAUGAGGUUUUUUUCGACUCGCAGGUCUUUUUUGUGAAUAUCAAUCGCAGUUUGAUUUGUUCAACGUGUUCGUGAAGUUCGGUCCUGUGGACAUCGUUCGCUUGGGGAAAAAUCGUUCUCCAGCUGAAGAUGUCUUUGGGUAAUUCAUUCUCUUAGUGAAAUUCUAACUAAAACGUACACAGAUUCAUUUCGAUGCUGAGUUUGGACGCUGCUGACAAUAUCCGUACGAGUUUGAGCGGAGGUCGUCUCUACAUUAACGAAAAGAUUUCAAUCGAUGUUUCUAAUGGCGAAAUUUUAAAAAAUUUUCAAGUAAAUAUUCAGGUGAGUGAAAUGAGGGAAAAACGUUCCUUCGAGACAAAAAAGCCGCGCAAAUCGGACGAGGCUCUGCCAACGGAGCGAAAGUCUUUUUCUGAAAAGUCUCGGGCUCAAAAAAAUCGUCGGAGCAGAAGCCGCGGACCUUCGCCUCUCAGGCCUAUCAUCACCAACAUUUUUCCUGUGAAUAAUUCCUGUUCGGUGAUCUAUCUACUUAUUUUUUCUCAUCCCAUAACUUUCUUAGGUCAAAGUAGUUGAGCAUCUACCUCGAGAGCUGAAAGAUCAGUUAGUUUUUACCGUUCUCCCGAUUAACGAUGCAAAGGAAUCCAUUUUCACGGAGCUUCUGAAGGAGAUGAAAAUUUUCUAUGAAACUCAAAAACCAAUCAAAGAUACCGGAGAUAUUAUAGCGGUUAGUCGAUAUUAGGCCAAAAUUUAACUCUUUUUUUUUCUUGCAACAGGUUGGUAGUGAUUGCAUACUCUUCAUCGGUGGAGAGGCACAUAGAACGCGCAGAAUUUCUGAGAAGACUUUGUAUUGUCUAGACAGUGGAGAAGUCAGAGAUUACGAUCCUCAAAAUACAUUUACAAUGCAGAAAAAGUUCACCCUUCUGCCCUGCAAGGUUUAUCGUAUAUCAUUUCAUAUCAAAAUCUUUUUCAGGUCGCAUCCUGCGCUUUAGAAGGUGCUGUCUGGGACAAAUCCGUCAUCCCUGCCCUCAGUAAAUUCCGAGAAGUAUGUGUCAUUCUACAGUGUUUUGAAACUUUUGUCAAUCCACCUCUAUAAGAAAAAAAAUGUAUAUGAAAAUAAAAAUAACAAAACGGCGGUUGCGCCGUUUCAACAACGAUAUUUUUUGUUGUUUCUUUUUCAGUGGUCUAAAAAUAGUUGGAUAGUAAAUAAACAGUAGAAAUUGAUAUUUGACUUGAAUAUUUGAAGGCGAGCUAUCAAAGGUAUCUUAAGAGAUAAAAAAUUUCGUCGUCAGCCGUUUUUGAGACUGCUCACACUCUUUCGCUUCCCAAAAAAGGGGGAAAAGAGGACCACCACCAGUAAAUCCCCUACGUUUAAAGUUGCUCCAAAUGAUUCAAAAACUUUACUGAACUAGCUUGUAAAAUCAGAUAAUCCACAAAUGGGGCGAGUUCCAAGGUCACUUGGAAGCUGAGACCUUCGCGUACACCUCAGGCAUCAACCUUGUGAAACUUCAUAGUGUUGGAGGUUUCAUAAAUAAACAGUGAGACACCAAAAGUUAUUUAUAAUCCUUCCAGAAAGUCUUGUUGAUAAUCUAGCGAAGAGAGGAUACUGUAAAGUCAUACCCCUCGGUCGAGAACUUCACACUUAUGAUCGUUGUGCGUUGUUGGCGAUUCGAAAUAUCUGUCAGGUUAAAAGGGCAAACGAGGUACUUCCGAAGGGUUGCGUAACAAAAAUAUAUGACAUUUUCAGAACGUCGGGGAAGCUUCAGAUUUGAGAAAGUCUCUUGAUCAAAUGAAGAUAUCUAUUUAA